CGAAGAUCCCAUUGGUAUAAAUAAACAUGCUCUCAAAUUCACUUUUUGUCACAGGGCCUAUAAAAGAAGGAGAGAAGAGGUGCAGUCUAGACAGGAGUGACUUCACUUGGGCAAAAUGAAGCUUCUAGUGCUGACUGUUAUUGGGACAUUACUGGGCGCUGCCUGGUCCCGUCCUGGGGUGCCUGAUAGUGACCCACUGCAAGCGGCCUCAUGUAGUGACUCACAAGUAGCCAUUGCAGCAGAUCUAGCUGUGCGGGAAAUUAACAAGAGGCAGGAUGAAGGCAACAUCUUAGUCGUGUAUCGCAUUAAUGAUGCUCACAUACAGAACAAAGAUACGGGCAACACAUUUUACCUUGAUAUUCAUGUUGUGGAUACUGAAUGUCCUGCAGUUAGUAGAAAAGAUGGUAAAGAAUGCAACACCAAGCCGGCCCAUGAAACACUUUAUGGAGACUGUCAUGCAGUGAUACACAUUAACAGAGUAUCCCGUGAAGUCCUCUUGCACAGCUAUGCCUGCACUCUCAUAGCACCUUCAAGCAAAACUGUCUUGUCGAUGUGUCCAGACUGUCCUCUGCGAGUCUCUAAAGGAAAUGACAGACUGAUGGGUUACGCAAAACAAACACUUUUUAAAUAUAACAAAGAAAGCAACAACUCCAGAGCAUUUGCUGUGAAAGAAAUUUUAAGAGGCAACACACAGCUUCGUGGGGUUUCUUUCAAUGUCGAGUACACGAUCUAUGAAACAGGAUGCACUAAAGAAAAUCUGACUGCAGAUUUUAUAUGUGAAAUUGAAAAUCCUGACAAACAAUUUGGACUCUGCAAAGGUUCUGAAAUGGUAAUUGCUGCAGGGCCGACUUCUUCAGUGAAUUGUGAAAUCUAUACAACGCAGGAUAUGCAUAGAUCUGAACAUGAACAUGGAAAAGGGAGAGAACAGCAGGGUGGACAUGGCCAUGACAAAAAAGACAAAGACCAGCAAGAAGGAAAACAAGAACACGUACAUGGGCCUGGCUGCCCAACAUUUCACCAGCGCAAUCAAGGAUCUGCUGAACACGCAAACCGUGGGCCCAGCCAACAGCAAGGUGAUCACCAUCGCUCCACUCGUGAUGUCGAAUCUCACAAAUCAUCUAUCGGCUCUGUGUUCAUUCUUCCCCAGACAACAGAUCCCAUUGAUUUACCAGAGCCUAUUCUAAAGAUUCCAGAGUCUGCCAAGAAAACCGACAUCCUUCCUUUUCCUAACAAAAGCAGAAGUUCUAACGUGUGCCCUGGCGAGCCGAAACUGCCAAUAAAGUGGAUUUCAGAACUCCAUGCAGUUUCCAAAUAAUACUAAGCAUUGCAUGUCCCAAUCACCCUUUUAAUCAAAGGUGAUGAUAUUUCAGGAUAUGGGAAAUAGCCUCUUAUUGUAAAGUAAAGCAUACUGUAUUGUUUAUAAUGUGAAGGUUCUAGAGCAAAAAUGAGCAAAAUGAAAAUAGUGAAAAUUGUCAUGUUAACAUUAACUAUGAAUUAAUUAGAAAAAAUAAUAAAAGUGCCCUCUUGGGAUAAAUAUUAAGUAAA
Molecule: messenger RNA, 1545 nt
Organism: Erpetoichthys calabaricus (reedfish)
Lineage: Eukaryota; Metazoa; Chordata; Cladistia; Polypteriformes; Polypteridae
Product: fetuin-B-like
Exons: 8
Coding region: 116-1315 (399 amino acids)
Biological process (GO): negative regulation of endopeptidase activity
Cellular component (GO): extracellular region
Molecular function (GO): cysteine-type endopeptidase inhibitor activity
Source: RefSeq, a predicted model, not a curated record